CGUGCCAGCCAUUUCCUGUCACCUAUACUUGUGCUGGCUAGCUGCCCUCGCUUGUAUCAUUUGUAGCCUCGGCGUGGCCCUUUCCAACCGGAGAGUUGUUACAAUGCCAGCAAACAUUUGUUUCAGUGAAAAUGUAUCGGUAACUUUAAAAACCGCUAUUUGCCUAGCCUACUUGUUGCCUAUUUGAGGGUCAAUAAGCUUGAAAGAGAAAUUGUUGCAGACAAUGGGGAGAAAUGGUGAGUGAUCAGAACCAUCUCGUGGUUGGAAAGCGUGACGUCAGACGGCCACAGGCGGCGAUGUGACCGUGGGGAAGUGGGAGGAGCUUUAGUGUCAUGUCCAUAACCUCGUGCCUGUUGGUCCUGUUCAUAUAUUUUCCAAUGGAGAUAGUCGGGGUGCGAUAACCGCCAUCCACAUCACGCCGCCGCCUGGGUUAUCUCCUCGUGAUAGUCAAGUGUCGUCAUUCAGUCUUUCGUUUCAUCGUGUGUUGUACAGUUUCGUCUUUUUUUUUUUUUUUUUUUUGUCCGGCUGCUUGAAUAUGAUUUUUACCUGCCUCUUUUGCACCUUCAACGUGGGUUCUGAUUUUAGUUUGGUUAAGGGCUGUUCUGAUCACGAUCCCAGGCCUUGCAGCAUAGCAUACAUGCUGUCCGGCAGUGUUGAAACAGUACGAAGAAAAUGUAAGGAGCUUUUUCGUCAAAAAAACAUCAGAGAGAGAGAGACAAUGGCGUGGAGAGAUGCCGACAGCUUGUUAUCACCACCAAUGGCGACUGAAGCACACGCCUUGUCAGAGAGCGUUUGUUUGGCUGUUAGACCAGAGAAUGAGAAAGAGCUGCUGAACCAUUAUGCGGAAACGUGAGAGCUACCCGGGUAUCGAUCCACCCGCCCGUCAUUGACGACGCAUAAAGGAGUAGUACACAGCGCGCACCUGGCAGUCGUACCGAGGAUACCCGUCAGUAAGGAGCUGUGUUUAAUGCCGGAUUAUCGAUUGGCUGCUGAGACAUGCUGCAGCUUUCGUGGCCCCGAGUGUAGCAGCGAGAGCAAAUGUGAGAUGCUGCACGUCCUGCCAAUAGUCUGGCCCUCCUCGACGCCACGGAGCCUGCCUGUCGCAAGACACCGCACUCGCCGGACUUGUAGCAUGCGCUGUGAUUGGUCGUUACACGGCAAGCUUCUAGAGCUGACCUUCACCAGCAGACAGAAUCCAAAAGUGAAGAACUUGCAAACAUUUACUAGCAAAGCCAGGGUUACAUUUAUCCCUGUGAAGAAGUGUCCUGGUUGAAGGCAUAGCACACAUUUUGCUGCUUCAAGUACAUAUCUGACAUUACUUAAAUCAGAAAUGAAGAGGACUAAGACUUACCCUGGAGACUCAGUGCUGCUGCAGUCACCUUAUAGCAAAGAAGCUGGAGAUGACAAUCAGCAGAGAAUAUGGCAGCAUGCAGACAGAACUGUUGACAGUGACUGGGCCUCUCGACAGUCCCAUGGAUUGGCUCAUUCUGGUGCACAAAGAGCUUAUUUUUUCACAGAGUCUCAUUUACAAGUACCUUUUGGUGCAGAAGGAAAUAAACAACAGACUGCACAUAAUUUCAGAGGACAGUAUGUGAAUGAGACUGAGUUUUCACCACAAAUGCCUCUUAAUCAGAAUAAUUUUAAAUAUUCUGCCUCUGUCAGUGGCACAGAUCCAAGACACAGUUUCCAUCAAAGCUAUAGUCCAUCAUUUCACCACAGCGGUGCUGCAAAUCAGAACUGUGUUGGAGAGCAAGGGAAUUUGUUUUCCAGUAGCCCCAGGCUGUUUCAUGGACUUGAGGAAGAAAGCACAUCAUUUAGAAGCAUUUCUGUAGGGAACUUGCACAAUGCUUCAGCCAAGGAACAUGCAGACAACCAUGAAGAUGGACACCUACAGAGAACUGGAGAGGGAGGCAAGCAUGCAUCAUCACCAUUACAGGCUGGUGUGCAGGCUGAUGUCAGUAGAUACUCCUUUCACUCAGAUAAUGAUGAUAUGAUGGAAGGUGUGGAAAAUAUGGAAGAUUUUCAUGAUGGUGAAGAAAUUCGAGUUAGAUCCAAAAGCUUUUGUGCAACAGAUGGCAUAGAACUGAGAAGGCAGGAGGCUCGUCGAAUGUCAACAAGAGGAUCAGUAACAAGUGAAAGGUCAUCAAGACUGGACCCAAACACUUACCAAUCAUAUGCAGCUGGCAUUCUUUAUUCCUCUGGCAGAUCUGAGAAAUUCUUAAAACUUCAGCGGCACUUUGCUGUGCUGGAGAGAAUAGGGGAACUGGACAAAGUUCUGGAAAAACCAGCUGAGACCAUCUGUAUCAGUCAGGGAAAGGGUUUAGAUAGGCAUCUGUUACCAACACAGGAAUUCCAGUCCAAGGAGGAACUGCAAGAACUACACUCAGAACUUGAGGAAGCCAGAAAAAAUAAAGAAUUCUUUCAUGAGGCAGACAAAGGAGCAAAAUUCCAGUGGAACCCAGACAAAGAUAUUGGUCUGCAAAGGAAAGAAAGCAGUCUCAAAGAACUGGUGUCUGUAUAUCUGAAUCAGGCUGAUGGUGAUACUGAUGGCUAUGCAAGAAGGCAUGAAGUGCCAGGACGAAAGACUGAGGAGAUUACAAGAUCAUUGUCUUUUGGUGAGUUGUGCGGCAAGUAUGGUGGCUUUGUUAGAACGUGCCAAACUGAGCAGGAGUACAAGCCUGGUAGCUGUGACAACAUAAAGAGUCUAGGCAAGGAUGACGUGAAGAGUGUAGACAAAGACAACAUAAAGGGUGUAGGCAGAGAAAUACAUCUAGGAGAGGAUACAGAAGGAAAUAGCACUUCAUUUCAUAAACCAUUUCUAUCAGCCACCAUCUUUGGACACCAGCACAAGCCUGUAGGCAGUGACAACUUAAAGAAUGCUGUCAAGGAUAUACCGUUUUCUGCAGAAUCUGCCAGUUCUUCAACGCUUGGAAAAGAAAGCCUAAAAGAAUCUAAAGGCAAAGAUUCUAGUAUAAAAGAACGAAAAGAGUACAACACUUGUGGUGCCCAUGAGGCAUCAUACUUAGAAUUAUUGGACAAUGCUUCCAAGAAACCACAGCAGCGAGCUUUAUAUGGCACACACAUUGAUCCUCCUCGCAACAAGUAUGAAGUACAUGUGGAAGAGGUGAGGAGGAUUUGCAAAGAACCCGACAAUAGCACUCUUCACAUAAGGUCCACAUCAGCUCCUCAGUCUGCUUACAAGAACCCUGCCUUGGGGAUCAUGAAAAGAUCAGAGUCUCACAAGGAGUCUUUCUUUGGCUUCAUUGAGGAGGAGGACAAGACUUUAGGUUGUGCCCUGCCUGGACCUACAGGAAUAGAACAGUCACUGAAAAAGAACAUGGAAAUUGAAGUUGAUGGCUCCAACAAUCCAGCAAGUGUUUUGAUGGUAAAAACUGACCAGGACUUGAAGAAGAUGGAGACAGGUUCAGAACUCAAGAAUGCCCCUCGGCCUCUUGCAAGAAAGUUGAUGAAGAUGAAACCCAAUAUCAUUGAAACAAAUGAAGGUGGAAAUAGUUUUCAUGGUAUGGGAAGAAAGGAAAAGGCUUCUUUUUUUCUUGUGCAAAAAGUAGGUGAUGAGGGAAAACAUACUCACACAAUUUUUCAUGCAUCACCAUUUCUUAAUGGACAGGAUGUGCCAGGCAUUCCUCAAGAUAAGAGAGAUUUUCAGAAUACUGCUGGUCUGUGUCAAAACAAUUUAACAACACCAGGCCUAGCAGCCCAUGACCACAAUGAUCUACCAGAAAAGAAAGGUCAGUUCCUGCAGUCUGGCCCCAGCACCCUUGACCUGCCCUCCCCUUCUGUCACCUGCAGUAUCAAGACGUCACCUAACACAAGUACCAGAUUUCUUGUUAAGGACCUGAGAAGCUUGGUGUCUGACAAUGAGUUCACUGCAAAUACACCUGCAUGGAUGAAAAAGUCUUCCUCGGAGACAAAGACUGCCUCCUCUUUGAUACCAAGUCAGUCCACACUAGGGCCGCCUCGUGCUUCAUUAAAUGAGUGUGAAACUACAGCAGGAAGAAUUCAGCUGACAGACAGAAAGCUGUAUCAUGAAAGUGUGGGUCACAAAGGUGAGAGGUGGAGCCCAUCUUACCAACAUACUGACAAAAUACCCCCAUCAAUCCUAGAGCAUAAGACAAGUUUGAAUGUAAAACAGGGGCUGAAUGUUAGCCCAGUUCAGUAUCAGAACACACCAAAGUUAGAAGCAAAAAUGUGGGCAGGUGAAAACCAGGAUAACUCACAACUGAGGGGGGAUUCAGCAAAACAGACUGGGGAAGAUCAGGGAGGAAGAAGAGUGGGAGAUGGACAUCAUCACUCUCAGUAUGAACUGAACAAGUGCAAUGCUCUUUUGGACUUUCAUGAAAAUACAGCACCAGUCUAUAGUCCUUUAAAACAAGGCAAAGGUUGGCCUGUAGAAAACAAUGCAUCAUUUAGCAGCACUGACACAUUUAUUGUGAGAGAGACUGAUGAUGAAGAGAUGGAAAGCUCUGGAGCAUCUGUUUCACGCUUAAGGGAAAUUUUUGGGCACAAGACAAUUAGCAAAUCGAAAUCAGAGCCUGAACUUGCUUCAGAAGAGAAUCAGCCCACCAGACCUCGAUCAGCAAAAUCACAAAUGGAUCUUUCGACCUUGGAAAUAGAUUAUGAUGAGAGAGAGAGUUUUCAGAAGACAGUGAGCAUGCCUCGGACAGUUUCUGGUGAGAUGCGGCAGCAGUGUGUGGGCACAAGCAUUCCAGACUGGCAGAGGGACACUCUUUCUGAACAGCCCUUGGAAAUAGCUAAAGCAUGGGUAGCAUACAGUGAUAGGUCCACCAGGUAUGAACCCUAUCUGCCAUCCGAGGACAUUCUGAAAGAAGUUGCUGUGGUGUCUGAAGGACGGAAGCUUGAUGUACCAGUCAAAAAAAACAGAUCACCAUCUAAUGUCAGCAAGAUGACAUUAGAGUAUUUUGACCAAAUAGGAAGUGAAUGGCAAAAAAGCAGAGCCAAAUGUUCCUUGCAGCAACAUAACAAUGUCAGUUUGCAGCAGUCAGAUGUCAAGAUGAAGACAGGAGAUGUCAGGCAGCCAGUACAAGCUUCAUGGAGAAAGCCCUUUUAUCCUCCCUACGGCAGUGCUGGAGAUGUUGAAGCUGAUGCAUGUAGUAGCAUGGAGCAUUAUGGAAGGAGACUGCCAGAGACCGAUGACAUGAAGCUCAGACACAACCCUGUACCCAGCUUUGCUGAGGCAUUAUCACCGCAGUGUUACAGACACCAGAAGAUGAACUUUCUGCCACUUCUUGACAUGAAGAACAAUGGUUCACCAUUUGACUCACAGUCUCAAACAUCUAGUCACAGCCUUGGAUUUUCGCCUGACAACUCGGCUGCCCCAGAAAAGGAGCAGAUAGAGGAAAGCAGUCCAACAGCAAUAGCUGUGGUCCAUGGCACACAGAGACAGAUUGCCUCAACAAGAAAAAGUGGCUUUUGGAAUCAGGAAAGGAUUCCUGAAUUAGACUCGCUGCCACCUGCACCCUCGAGACCACCACCUGUACCACCACUGCCACGUCAGCCUGAGAAGACAGUGCAGCAUCACCAUAGUCUGUCAUCUUUUUCUAGCUCCGAAUUAGGCAGCGAUGGAGAGGUUGGGGGAGGAUAUUGUGUGACCACCGCAUCCUAUUUGUAUGGGCCAGAGGCAGGAGGAGCCGUGGAGCCACCUGUACCACCACCUCCCAAGCAAAGCUCUAUGCUGGCAAGUUCCAGCGCUACCUUCCCUCGUUCCCCUGCUGCUAGGCAAAUCUUCCAGCAGAAACAACCACAGCAGCAGCAGCAGCAACAGAACAAGGAUAAAAACACAGCAGUCAGCCCCCUUACCUCAUACCCAACUACAUCUCCUGCACUAAGAUCUGCUACUCUUGGCCACGAGUUGCCUCCCAGCACUGCUCCUGCCCCUCCUACUCGAGGGGACAGCAGUGGUGGUGCAUCCAGAGUGGGGCUGGUGCGGGCUGGGAGGAACUCUAAUGCAGGAGGAGCAGUUGCGUCCCAUAAAAGCAGCAGCAAUAUAUCUGCUGCUGAACAGCUGCAAGUCCGAAGUCUGCCCCCUACAGCAGCCUCUGUGGGCUCGUCUGCCACCAUUUCUGUUGCCUCUGCAGGCGCUAGUGAGAGCCCUUCUUCCAGAGCUUUCAAACAUCAGACAAGUGAUGUACGUCGGCAACAACCACAAAAUGUGGAGAAAGAGAGACGCAGACGAGAAGAAGAGGAGGCUUACAGGAAAAAGAGAUUGGAGCAAUUGUACGAGGAAGACAGGUUGAAAAGAAUGAAGAAAGAUGAAGCAGAUGCUGAGGCCCGUCGCCAUCAUGAUUACUUUGUCAAUGCCCAAAAGUCACCCAUAUCACCAAACAGAUUUGAAGAGUCGUCAUCAGGCCAGCAUGCGGGUGCUGGUCUCAGUGUUCCUCCAGAGCGACGGCGAGGUUUUCAGAUCCAAGGCAAAGCUCGUGCAUUGUAUAACUUUACAGCUCAGAAUCCCAGGGAACUGUCUUUCCACAAGAAUGAUAUCCUGUACUUGAUGAAACAGAUUGACAAACACUGGUAUGAAGGAGAGAGGCAGGGAAGAGUAGGAAUUUUCCCAGCCAACUAUGUGGAGGUUGUGACAUCCAUUGAAGCAGCACAAGUUGCAGCCAUGCAGGCAGAGGGACAGGCACGGGCCAAAUACAACUUCACUGCCCAGUCUUCUGUUGAAUUGUCCUUGCGGAAGGGUGAAUUUGUGGUGCUGUUGAGGCAUGUCGAUGAGAACUGGUUUGAGGGUCGCAUUGGUGGUCGUCAGGGAAUAUUUCCAGUGAACUAUGUGGAAGUUAUACGUGAACCCUCUACUCCUCUAAUCACACCAGCCCCAUCAGUUAUAACUACCCCUAUGACAGGAACACCAGAAAUGAUGUCUCCUGUUAGUUACGAUGCAGCACCAACACCUCCUCCACAACCUUCACCUAGUGCUUUCAUAUCCCAGAGGUCUCCAAGUGCAGGUCCUUAUGGCUAUCGACCACUGCAGCAACAGCCAUCUUUUGGUCAGUCAGGUGGACCUUCCUCUCUGCUAGUCACGGCUCCAGUGGACUCUAAAGCUUACAUAACGCUUUCUCGUCAGAAGCCAGAAUCUGACUUUGGUGUUCAGAAUGUAAAAUCUCCCCUUAGUCCCCUGAACCAGCAGACAAGUAAGAUGGCAAGUCCUGGUCAGUCAUGGCGGACAUCGCCACGACAACAGGGGCCUACCAUGCCCACCUCUGAGCUGCAAGUAGACAUACAGUCAAAGGCCAGCCCUAGCGUUGGGGGACAGGCAGGUGGAGGCAAGAGGCCAGAUGAUGAUCUGGCUGUGGCCAGGUAUCGGGCACUCUAUGCCUACCGACCACAGAAUGAGGAUGAGUUGGAGCUAAGAGAAGGUGAUGAAGUGUUUGUGAUGGAGAUGUGUGAUGAUGGCUGGUAUGUUGGCACAUCAGCACGAACAGGUUGCUUUGGCACCUUCCCUGGCAACUAUGUCAACCGAAUAUAGUGGCUUGAAGCAAGGGAAUGACCCAUCAUGGAGAAGAAAAAUGGCAGCUGUGUGCCAGUUUUCACUCAGGACCUGCCCUGUGCCCCUAUGUAUAGUCUCUGGCAACAUGCUAGUGUCAACACAGGGCCUUACUUCUCCUUUCUGCUUUCAGGGCACUGACCAGCUGUUUCUUGCUGACCUCUUACCUAUGCUGUACUCUUGCUUUGAGUGCAGCCCAAGCAUGUGGGUUUGCUUUGUUUGAGUACGUGCAUGCAUGCAGUCACAGUAGAGGAGUGACGCUGACUGUGGUGAUGUGUAUGGUAGGUGGUGUGCCCAUGGAGAACCUAAGGCAAGAGCAGUUUUGAAGGCUACAACUGUGUCAUAUGCAAAGAGGUUAGCAGAGGUGGGUUAAACACCUAGAGCCACAUCUUUGGCAUGCAAACACUUUAAUCAGUGAGUAGGUUGUAAGCUGUGACAGGAGGAAUGGGUAUACUGACUAGCAAGCAUGCUGCCUGUCUGGAAUGUCUUGCCCAAUCAUGUUUGAGGAUAAGCUUUGAUAACAUGAUGAAAGUGUUAACAGAUCCUCAUUUAAAACCAUCUUGGUGUUACUUUCUGAGGCAGCUGCCACUGAUGUGGGACUGACGCCCAGCUGUGUUCUGUGCCAUGCACACUGGACCUGGAACUAUCUGGAGCAGGCAGUUUAGUGAGCAUGCAGGAGUUCUUUGAGGAAUGAGUGUUUAAGUUUUAAGAGUUAUGAAUGAGCAUUUAGUGCGAUGCAAGGAUUUACAGAUCACAUUUUAGAAUGGUUUAUUCUGUAGUGGAUUCUCCAGUUUUAGCCACCCUCUCAACUUUUAUCUUUGCCUUGCUUUAUGUGGAAACUAGUAUGCAGAUUAGGCGCCAUUGGUUAUGAUUUAUUUGUACAUCUUCAGAUUCAAUAUAUUUUAGAACAAAAUGGACUGUUAUUAAGUUUAUUCAUUAAGUGGAUUUUUAGUGCAGUUUGUAUGUCUAUAUAGUCUUAGCAUGCUUAAGUUGUACUUCAGCUUGUAGUAACAGAUUCUUGGCUUUAACCAUAAACAAUGAAAGGCUUUAUAUGGUAGGCUUUCUUAUUGAAAAUAUUAUUCCUUCAAGCACAAAUUUAGUAAAAGUUGGCUUUUGUGCAGUUUCUAGAGAGAGAAAUUACAUUAUGAAUUUUGUUUUCCAAAGUUGUUAGUUUCUGCUUUUAGUUAAUCUUGCAGACUGUUCUUGCUCCUAAACAUGAUGAACAUGAAAUAGAUGGGGACAUGAAAAGUCUUGUCUUUUUUUAUGAAAGUUUGGUGGGCAACAUACAAGAUCAUUUUGUACAAUUAUGUUUCCCUAGCAAGGACUUUGAAAUCUAGGUUUCAGAGGUGAUAUGUAAUAUAGUAUGGCUAUGUCAUCUGAUGUCUCAAAAAGCAUUAUUUUACUUGAGGGGGAAAAAUUACUUUUAACUUAUUGGGUUUUAAAGGUUAGGAGUUGAGAUUGUUAUCACAGUUAAGAACAUGGAGGUAAUCUUCCUUCUGAUCAUUAUGCGUUUUUUCAAAGUUUUUUUUUUAUGACACUUCAGAACAAAAUGUGGAAGCUUAAGAGUCCUAAAAUCAUUGUGUAAUUUCUCUCUCUGGACUCUGCACACAAAGCCAACUUUUGCUGCAUUAGUGAAAUGCAAAGUCAUCUUGUACAAAAACUUUCACAAUCUUUGUCUUGGAGGAAAAGGAAAUGUUUACUUUAUUUUUGGUAAUGAGCAGAUGAAAAGAAUGUUACUAGGAUAAUCAAGCCCUUGAAAAGACAAGCAAUUUAAAAUUAAACUCCCCCCGUCUGUGUUGAUGAUUGGCUUGCCAAAGAAUUUGCAUCUGAUUGUUCUGAAAUAAUUAAAUGUUGUGGAAUUUGUGAUAUGUGCAGCAUAAAGCCAAGCUCAGAUGAGGAACUUAUAGCAUGAUCUGUUGUAAUUAUAAAUGGACUUCAGUAGAUGAUUGUAAGUUCUGACAAUUUGUUUCUACAUCUGAGCUUGUUGCCAUGGCAACUUCCCUUGGCUUCCAGCAGCUGCUGUGGCCUUGCUUUGUGUGCCUUGAUGACAUUGAUGAUUCUCUAGUUCUUUCCCCUGCAAAGCAUAAUUUACUGUCAAACAGGUAGAAGUAAAUAGCUAUUGUAAUUUAUUUAUCAAACUUGAGUGUCGUGAUGACUGGUGGUUGUUGAUGUCCAGUGAAUUAUUGCCAAUUGUCCAGUCAUUAUUGUGGCAACAAUGCAUUAUGGAUAAUGCUAUUGUCUGCUUCUAUUAUUAUGCACAUUUAUAUGCUGUCAUGACAUUUUGAUAGUUUUCCUAUAUAAUCCAGAGAGAAAUGACGUGGAUAGUCACCGGUCAAUGAACAUGUUGACCCCCAGGAAGAUGAUAGUGCGAGCUGUUGUUGAACAAAAAGGAACUGUUCUAUAUUGAAAAGUUGUUUUAUUUCUUGUUGUGCUGCACAACACUGCCACCAGCAGUCGUCUUGUGCUUUGUUCUCUAAUCUUGAUACCCAUAAAUUUGCUUAUUUAUAGUCUGCCAGCAUUUUCAUCCUUUGUCUGAGUACAGUGGAACAGUGGUGGUGUGUGACCGUGAUGCCAACUUCAGUGUGGCUGCAACAGGCUGCAGCUUCUGGUCCUAACACUGACAGUCUCUUUGCUCUCAGUGCCAUUCAAUUGGUGCUAGAAGAAAUAUGUGUGUUGUCUGUGUCUUUAUUUUAUGUAUUUUGUCUAUUCUCUGACCGAGGGCUUUUAGCCUUGUAUUCUUGUGCUUAUAGUGACAUCACACACCUACAAGUUUUGUACCAGAAGGAAUCAAGUUUUACUAAUAGCAUCAUCUGUUCAAACAUUAUAUCUUGCUGUUGCCUGAAGGUUGUGUUGCAAUUAGAUUGCCUUCUUCAUAACUGGUUUUUGUGGUGUAGUACUGUCAAAACUCUUGCUAGUGAGAAUGAAUUAAAGGUGGUAAAAGGUAGACUUGUCAUGUAGUUUUGUCAAGAAGUUUUGACAUAUUUCACAGGUAUGUAGACAAAGAUAAGUACCACCAAGACUGUUAAUAAGAAGCUUUGAAAUAUUUCACAGCCUGCGGUGUUAUUUUAUUUUUUUUUGUGGGGGAGAGGAUGGAGGAGGAGAGAAUAAUCAUUGUCCAUCGAACUGACUUGGUAUGCCAUAUCUGGUAGUCUUUGUCCACAUACCUGACUUGAUACGCCAUGAUGUCUGGUAGUCUUUGAAUUUCUGUUUCUCCUUUGCCCUACCCCUCCCUCUUUGUUUUUUUUUUUAAGACAGCCAUUUGCUGAAUUCAGUCUCACUGUCUAUUUUAGCUUGUUUUAAUUGCUGAUGGUAAGGAACAAAUAUUGAAAUGUUUUAAGUCAAAGAUCAUUUUGAAUAUGAAUGAUAACUGGCAUGAUGAUAUUCAACAUUGCGAUAGUUUUGAGAAAAAUGCUGAUCUUGCCUUAGGUUAUAGUGCAUAUUUAUUGCAAGUGCAUUUGGUCUGGAGAAAAUUGUCUUGCUUGUCAUCUUCAUGUGCAUGGUGGCUUCAUUUAAAUACUGCCAAAUACCCGGAGAUUGUAUAAGGUCAUUAUGUCAAUACCAUUUUCUUUCAUUCAAAUGUCAAUGUUUCAGUUAUCCGGACUUUUUGUCAAGUGUUCUUUUUUACUUGACCAUUGUUACCAGCUGUUUGAAUUUUUUUGUCCUUUGUUAGAAAGACAUGGAUAUGUUACUUUAAACCCUACUUCAAGAUUAGGAUAUCAAACUCCUGCAAACCAGGACAGUAAAAAAAAGUUUAAGAAACUUUGUGUGUGGGUUGAUUAUUAUGCUGGCAACUUGAGGAUGUUCUUCACUCAAAGGCUUUUUAUAUAGUGUUCCCUCUUACCUAUUUCGUCUUCGAGAAAGUGAAGAACAAACUUCAUACAUGCUGUCUUGUGCCAUAUUUUGGCAUAUUUACAGCACCAUUGUUCCUUUGUUCAUUCACUCUUUCUGUAAGGAGACAGAUAAUUGACACCUCACUAUCAAAUAGUGACUAAUUGCAAAAAUUUAGGGGAGAAAGCACUCAAAUAAUCAUCCUUUAUCAAAAAUGCAUCUGUAUUCUCCUUUCAUUUUUAUAGCAAAGUUCUAUUUUAUUGUGGAGCAUGGUCUUCCAUUCAGCCACAGUGGCAGUUUUUAUAUACCCAUCCUCUAUCUGACUGUAGUAUGUAGUAGAGAAUAGGAGGUUUUUAUACUGUACUCUUGCGGCCCUAUCCUCGAGGAGUAACAGGGAAUAAGCUAAACUAUACGGUACUGUUGGGACAUCAACAUUUUCUGAGAUAUUCACACAUGCACUUGUAUUUUUAACAGAUCUUAAAACUGAGAGGAUAGGACUGCACUGAUUCAAUCAUUAGAAGACUAGUGUACAAAAGUAGGUUAAUAUAAUUGUGCUUUGGUAAAGUAUGUUUUUGCAAACUUCUCAGCAAGGUUCACCUUAGAUUGAAAAAUGUAUCAUUUAUAUGCAUUUGAGAGAAAAAAAAGUGAUGAUGACAAUGAAUUCUUUUUUGAAAGGUCUUAAUAGCGUGUCAUUUAAAAAAUACUUUUCUGGUCAACUUUUAAUUAAAUCUGCUGAUAACAUUUUGGCUACAUUUCUUCUCUUGUCUCUUCACGUGUUAGCUGCAGCAGGUUUGAAAAUGCAGCAACGAGAUUUAUCCUGCAACAUUUAGUUUUACCUGUUCUUGGCGUGCACUUUGUACAUGAUGGUGUGUUUUUCUUCUCUGGAAUUUAUAAUUGUCAAGAUUUAAGGACAGACUUUUAUGGAGACGUGUUAGCCAGUGGACUUCAGAGAUGUUUGCGUUCACACAGCAGUGCUUUGUGAGUUCAGGUUCAUGUGCAGGUGGCAGUGGUGUAAAAAUAAAACUUAAAAUGUAAGAACAAAUCAGGAUCUGCAGGUAGGGUGUUUGAGUCUAAUAAGUGUGAUAAUUCUCAAGAUAUAGCAACGUCCAUCACUUCUCAUGGCCUAUAACAGAGCAGAUAAAACUUGUCUCCCAAAUGGUCA
Molecule: messenger RNA, 12512 nt
Organism: Pomacea canaliculata
Lineage: Eukaryota; Metazoa; Mollusca; Gastropoda; Architaenioglossa; Ampullariidae
Exons: 12
Coding region: 1331-7504 (2057 amino acids)
Molecular function (GO): protein binding
Source: RefSeq, a predicted model, not a curated record